Molecule: messenger RNA, 1267 nt
Organism: Ornithodoros turicata
Lineage: Eukaryota; Metazoa; Arthropoda; Arachnida; Ixodida; Argasidae
Exons: 5
Coding region: 116-1102 (328 amino acids)
Source: RefSeq, a predicted model, not a curated record
GUCGUAAGUAGCUCUGUUGAUGUUUCCCCGUAGCUUCAUUUUCUGGAGCACGGAAGGAUAGGUACUGGACUGUUUAGGCAAAAACGUGCCGUUUGCAUCGCGGCGUUGUACAAGCAUGCGGUUCCUUCUUGUGUUAUUAGGGAGCCUUACCGCUAGUGCCAGCGACUUCCUCGACGAAGUAUUUCAGGUUGGGCCUCCCAUGUUUCGGCUCGACACAAUCAAGAACUCCGUGCUCGAGGAAGAAUCCUCUCUCUUCAUCUGCACCACCGUCACCGUCCCCGAGAACCCUGUGAACAUCUUCUGGUUUGUAGACGGAAAAGACAUCGACGACGAAUCGCUUUACGACGUUCAAGUUAGCAAGAUAAGCAUAAUCAAGCUCAGCACGCAAGACGUCAGCCUGCGCUACGGCACAUUACGCAUCCACAAUACAGUCAAGAGCACAAUGGUAACCUGCCUCGUGGAAUAUGUAAAAGAACCUCAGAACAGACUGCGCCUUACUACGAAUACGGUGGUGCUUCGAGACCAUACCUUGCACGCCUAUCAUGGUUCCCUUUGCGGUGGUUCAACUGAGUGUGUAGGUCGAGGUACAAGGUGCGACCGCGUUGGCCCAGUCCCCUUCUGCACUUGCAAACACAACUGGCGUUUCGACCCUAUGACUGCGACAUGCGUGUCGCUACGAAAGCACCGUGAACCAUGCUUCUCGGGCAUCGAGUGUGCUCUUCCCACGGACACUUGCAUUGAUAACUGGUGCCUCUGUAAGCCUCAAUACUCUGAGGUGUUCGGUGUGUGCUACUCCAACUCUACUUUAGGCGGAGGAUGUGAUUGGAACAACAUUUGCCCACCGCACAGUAAUUGUAUCAAUAGCGUCUGCGUUUGCAGGAAAGACUAUUAUGCAAGACGUGAAGAAUGCGCAGAGCACACGUUGAGCAGCGCGGAAAUGCAUCGCUGGACAACUAUCGGCGUUACAGCGUUCAUUAUAAGCUUCGUAUUCCUUCUUGGCUGGUUAGCGCAAUAUCUCUACUUCCGCUCCUACACGCCGGCGGUGAUGCACGAUCUGUCAACGGCAGCGUGGGAAUGCGUCUCCAAGUCGGACAAACUGUAAUGUCGUCCUAGGAAUGAUUGUGUAAGCGUAUACAAUGACUGCGAUUGUUCUACCCUCAGCUCUUUAACAAAAGAAUGUGGUUGUAUAAAAAAAAGUUCCAUAAUGCUGGACUCAUCGCAUACGAAUGACAUAACUGACGCGUUGCAAUAAAGCUGAAUCAAACUG